Molecule: messenger RNA, 2541 nt
Organism: Trichechus manatus latirostris (Florida manatee)
Lineage: Eukaryota; Metazoa; Chordata; Mammalia; Sirenia; Trichechidae
Gene: OARD1
Product: O-acyl-ADP-ribose deacylase 1
Exons: 5
Coding region: 162-422 (86 amino acids)
Biological process (GO): peptidyl-glutamate ADP-deribosylation
Source: RefSeq, a predicted model, not a curated record
UCGCUCCGGAGUGGGUGUGGAGAAAGGAGGAGGCGUGUCUUAUGGCCGCCUUUGCUUCCGCUGGCGCAGCGUUCCACUCCAGAAGCGCGAGAUGAGAGUGGGUCAAGGUAGCCCCCGAACAUAGCUGAAGAAACACAUUCUGGAAAUAGCGACUUAGUAUCAUGGCUGGCAGUCCUAAUGAAGAUUCAGAAGGAAGCAGAAUCACAUAUAUAAAAGGAGACCUUUUUGCAUGCCCCAAAACAGACUCUUUAGCCCACUGCAUCAGUGAGGAUUGUCGUAUGGGCGCUGGGAUAGCCGUCCUAUUCAAGAAGAAAUUUGGAGGGGUACAGGAACUGUUAAGUCAACAAAAGAAAUCUGGAGAAGUGGCUGUUCUGAAGAGAGAUGGGCGAUAUAUAUAUUACCUGGAUUGGAUGUGGUCUUGAUCGCCUGCAAUGGGAGAAUGUAUCCACAAUGAUUGAGGAGGUAUUUGAGGCAACAGACAUCAAAAUUACUGUGUACACACUCUGAACAGAUGAGCAUUUUGGAUGUGUCUGUGUUCUUCUGUGUCAUCCUUGCUGGGCCAUAGGACUAGGCAAGCCAACACUAAAAUGGGCAGAGGAAAGUUUCAUGUGAAGUAGUUUUCUCAUAGGCUGAUGAUGAUUGGACUGCAACUCUGGAGGAGGGGUUGUUUGGGAUAUGUUGCUGUUUUUUUUUUUUUUUUUUGCCACAAGGUAGGGAGUAGAUGGCCUGUAUUAAGCAGGGUAACCAGAUAGUUGGGCCUGUGACCUCCACUUUUUUGCUCCAGUAUGCUACCUGGUUUGGCUGGCCACUAGGUGGCACCAUUGAUUUGAAUUCUCUGCUUUUUAAGAGCCAUUGAAGGGAGGAUGAAGACAUUUCGAAUAAUUUGGUGUCUUUUGUCAUUUGUACACUUACGUGGUGUUUUCCUUAGAUUAUCAGAUUCACCCUAGGAGAGAAUUAUGGGUUGCUUUGUAUUUUUUUGGUUGUUUUGUCUCAUUGGGUUACUUUGCUUUUGUUUUCAUUACAAAAUUUUGAGUUCUACCUUGUUAACAAGGAAUUUGUAGUGAAAAAAAUGGAAAAAUAAAUACCUUUUUCUUGGGGUCCUAUGAGGUUUUGUGCUUGUAUCUUUAUUGGUUUGGACUUGCAUAUAACGUUCACCUGUAACUUAAUUUCAAAGAGUCAGAACAGGACACAGUGGAAAGAACAACGGGAGAAAUAAGAGUGGACAAAAAUUAUGAGUCAACAUACUGGAAUAGAAGGUUUUUAGAAUCUCCUAUGAUGAACUCUUCCUCUCUUAUGUCCACUGCCUACUUUCUGUGAUGGAAUGUGUCUGAAUUCAAUCAUGAAACAAAUGAAAUAAUGUAUGUUAAAUGCCUAACAGAGUGCUCUGCACAGAGUAGUGACUCGUUAAAUCGGUGGUUCUCAACAAAAUUCAUGUGAGUCUUCUUUAAAAAAAAAAAUAAAGGCCCACCCCCUUCUUCCCAAAAACAACGUAAUUUGAUUUGUCUGGAGGGGGUGGUGGUGCAGGUUUAUUUGUGUUUUUAAGCUCCUAGAAGAUUCUGAUGAGCAGCUAGCUGGACUCAAGUACACUGCAGUAAAGAUUAGUCCCCUUUUCUUCCUAUCCUAAGAGAGCAGCACUGUGUCCACCCUUGUUGUCAUGGUGGGAGAAUAAAGCUUAUGGAUUUAGCACAGUGGUUCAGUGUCAGGGCCAUUGGGAAAACUAGAAGUCCCCCGCUGUCCCCAAUACUAUGAUGGUGAGAGUUAAAACAGCCAGACUUGUUACUGAUUUUCUCCCUAGAGUGAAUUCUGAGCCUGUCACAAGGCUUCCUGCUUCCCCAAGUAUAAAACAACAACUGGAUUUUAAAAGGGGUCUGUUGAAACACCAGGAAAGCACUGGUUAAAUAUAAUCUUUGUACUUUAGACGAGUGUUCUUAUCACAUUUCAGCCUGAUAGGAGGCAGCAGUUUCAAAAAGUAUGUCACUUCUUUUGUACCUCCAGGUGGAGCAGAAGUUCUCUGUGUUGGGGUAUGGGCAGUGCAAGGGUAAAUUCAUUAGCAAACUUUGAGGCUUAUCUUGAAGCUUUGCUUCUGCCCACAUACAUACAAUAAAAUUGAAGAGAAAAAAAAAGGGAGAGAAUGUCCAAAUACACAAAACUGAAAAUGAGAGUAGGGUUAUAAGAGGAAACUUGAAAGUAUUUUGCUUAAAACCCACUGCCAUUGAGUCGAUUCCAACUCAUAGCGACCCUAUAGGACAGAGUAGAACUGCCCUGUAGGAUUUUCAAGGAGGAGCUGAUGGAUUCGAACUGCUGACCUUUUGGUUAGCAGCUGAAUUUAUAACCACUUAGCUGUGUGCCAAUCAGUCUGGGUCAAAAUAGUGACUUUUUAGACUUCCUAUGCUUUUAGAAGGAUUAGGGUUAAUUUUUUUCAGAGUAUGAGCUUUGAUGAUUGUUUUAACAAAACUCAUCCAGGAUUGGCUGUAAGUGGAAUUCUAGGUCUCAGCAGUGUUGUGGUAACAUGCUUUGUCAUUCACAGAUAGUCUUGGGGUC